AUCACUAUACCAAGAUGGCUCCGAAAGUAAAUGUGUUCGUUGUCGCUGCUCUGGUGUGUUUUUUCACCGUGAGCCUCAUUGAUGCUCAUCCACGUGGCGAAAGCAUAGAAAUGAAACUACUUAAAGACCUAUUGAGCAUUCCACAGAAGACGUCGACGAAACUGCGAUUUAACGCCACAAACGUUGGAAUGUCAUGGAAGAACUGUGGUUCUCAGAGUGAUCCAAUACGUGCCAAUGUAUCUCUGAUGCCAGAUCCUGUACCAGUGCCUGGUAAAGUCACAGCUGCAUUCGAUGCUAUCUUUGAUGUCAAUGUUCUUCCCCCACUGAAAGUUGUUUUGGAAAUUAAAAAAGAGGUUGCUGGUAUCUGGGUACCUAUUCCAUGCAUCGACAACGUUGGUUCCUGUACAUACGAUGACAUCUGCUCUCUGAUUCCAAUCCCACCCACAGAGCCAUGUCCACCACCAUUCAGUACGUAUAAGAUACCAUGCACAUGUCCAUUUCCAAAGGGUACGUACAAACUCCCAUCAAGUGACAUAGAAAUACCAGAAAUACCAAAUAUACCAGAAUGGCUGACUAAUGGUGAAUAUCAAGCCACGGCAACACUCAGUAACCAAGGCAAACGAUUAGCUUGUUACACAGCACAGUUGUCCAUCAAGGCCGACUAGGACAACAUUGGAUCAAUUUUGUGUUUAAAUUUUCAGACCUAGGAAUAUUUUAUAAUUUUCUGUAAGAACUGUGAAUAAAGUCCAUCAUUUUACAUAAA
Saccoglossus kowalevskii is the source of this 763-nucleotide messenger RNA. Its product is annotated as ganglioside GM2 activator-like. Gene Ontology annotation, biological process: ganglioside catabolic process; lipid transport. Gene Ontology annotation, molecular function: lipid carrier activity; enzyme activator activity. The record is from RefSeq and is a predicted model, not a curated record. Gene Ontology annotation, cellular component: cytoplasmic side of plasma membrane. NCBI's taxonomy places the organism in Eukaryota, Metazoa, Hemichordata, Enteropneusta, Harrimaniidae.